AUGUCGACAGUGACCGCAACGGCACUACAGAGCUCAGCUCCCCGCCCACAAUCCGACUAUACCCACUUUCAAACUACACAUUCGGAAACCAAGGAAACGCAGCCCGAAGAAGACCCAUCUGUGCUGGCGCGGCUAAAGCGGUUGGAGGAGCACUAUGAGCAGUAUGGCAUGCGCCGCACGUGCGAGGGUGUUUUGGUAUGCCAUGAGCACAACCACCCGCAUGUGCUGAUGUUGCAGAUUGCGAAUGCUUUUUUUAAGCUGCCAGGUGAUUACCUCCACCACGAUGAUGAUGAGGUGGAAGGGUUCAAGGCCCGGCUGAACGAACGAUUGGCCCCAGUUGGUUCACAAUUUUCCGGCAAAGGGGUGAACGACGAGUGGGAAAUAGGCGACACGCUGGCGCAAUGGUGGCGGCCGAAUUUUGAGACGUUCAUGUACCCGUUUCUGCCAGGGCAUGUGACGCGGCCGAAGGAGUGCAAGAAGUUGUAUUUCAUCCAGCUUCCAAAGAAGAAGGUCCUAUCUGUGCCGAAGAACAUGAAACUACUCGCCGUGCCGCUGUUUGAGCUGUACGAUAACACAGCACGGUAUGGGCCGCAGCUGUCAGCAAUCCCACACCUUCUGUCACGGUAUAACUUUGAGUUUGUAGAUGAAAAUGACAAUGUGGUUGCGGUGACGCCGGGGGAGCAUCCGGGCGGGGAAGUACCGCAGACCAAGGUGCUACUGAGUGGGGACGAGGGUAGUAAAGGUUCAAAUAAGAAUGGGGCCGGGCAGGGAGAUACGGGGAUGGGAGGGUUGGAGGGGCAGUGA
Molecule: messenger RNA, 804 nt
Organism: Paracoccidioides brasiliensis Pb18
Exons: 4
Coding region: 1-804 (267 amino acids)
Cellular component (GO): mRNA cleavage factor complex
Molecular function (GO): mRNA binding
Source: RefSeq, a predicted model, not a curated record